This is a messenger RNA of Aspergillus welwitschiae, 749 nucleotides long. RefSeq names its product ORMDL family protein. The transcript is spliced from 3 exons. The record is from RefSeq and is a predicted model, not a curated record. Gene Ontology annotation, cellular component: endoplasmic reticulum membrane. Gene Ontology annotation, biological process: ceramide metabolic process; negative regulation of ceramide biosynthetic process; intracellular sphingolipid homeostasis. The coding region runs from base 155 to 694 and encodes 179 amino acids. Lineage: Eukaryota; Fungi; Ascomycota; Eurotiomycetes; Eurotiales; Aspergillaceae.
UAUUUCCUUUUCAUCCCUGUCACUCGAUUUCUCCUCUCUCUUCGCUCGAUCUUCGAUCAAUACCGCCAAAGUGUCUUCCCUAAUCGUUCCCCGUGCCAUCUCCUUCCCCCCGGACGUCGACGCUGCGUCGCGCCGGUUGACCCCGGACACCAAUAUGGCCCAGGGCAAGGCUGGACGGAGGAGACGGUCGAGUAGUAUCAUCUACCAAGAGCCCCCCGAAUCCAUUGAGCACACCAGCGACCAGGCUGCUCUGCCCAAUUUGAAUGCGAACUGGGUCAACGCCAAGGGAGCCUGGACCAUCCACUUCGUUCUCAUCAUCGCCCUCAAGAUCUUGUUCGAUAUCAUUCCCGGUGUCUCGCAGGAGACUUCAUGGACACUCACCAACAUCAGCUACAUGUUCGGUUCUUUCCUCAUGUUCCACUGGGUGCGGGGCAUCCCUUUUGAAUUCAACGCCGGCGCGUACGACAACCUCAACAUGUGGGAGCAGAUCGACAAUGGAGAUCAGUAUACGCCUACAAAGAAGUUCCUCCUCUGCGUGCCCAUUUGUCUCUUCCUGCUUAGCACACAUUAUACCCACUACGACUUGACGUAUUUCACCAUCAAUUUCCUUGCAACCCUGGGAGUUGUCAUCCCGAAAUUGCCGUUUUCGCACCGUCUGCGAAUAGGUCUCUUCUCUGAUAUACCCGAAGAGUAGCCGCUCUCUCUCUUCCUCUUUCGUUUCCGUUUCCUUUUUGGCUUUAUCUACUUGC